AUGCCGGUCCGGAUUUCUGGUGAAGAGACUGUGCGGGAGGCCGUGAAAGACUAUGCACUUUGCACCUUCACCUCCAACGAUGUUUUGUGUUGCAACCGGGUCGCGGCCAAGCGAGGUGAAGGGGGAUCGAUUUCGUCGCUAUGCCGCACCGCGACAUGCAGUGGGCGCUUCAACCGAUACGGCACGACGCCGGCAUUGCGGCUUGGCGACCUGGCUGGGUUUGCCUUGGGUGUGCUCGGGAUGUCCAGCUGGAUGACAUCCAUGUCCCCUCAAAUGCCGGAAAGGCAUGCGGAGGGUGCGGCAGCCGGCUUUGGUGGGAGUACGACCGGGCCACCAAGCGCUGGCACCUUCGCUGCUCCCACUGCUGCAACCGGCCGGCUCUGCCUGCGCUGCCACAAGCCACUGGCGUUGUCGUGCGGCCCGCCCUUGGGUGAUGUGUGGGAGAGCACCAACUCGUGGUUGCAUGUCCCACUUCUCCAGGCAGCUGCAGACCUCGCGGUCGCUGCGCUUGCGGAAUGGCAAGCCGACCCGCGCGCUGCCGACUGGGGAGAAGCCCGGCACCUGCUCAUGGUGUCCUAA
Molecule: messenger RNA, 579 nt
Organism: Symbiodinium natans
Lineage: Eukaryota; Dinophyceae; Suessiales; Symbiodiniaceae
Source: the annotation of a GenBank genome assembly